CUCUCACUCCGCCUACACGUUCAAAGUCGACUCAGCGACGCUUCAUCAGCUCCAGAAAACAUCAACAGGAGGAGAACCGAGACACAACUCAAACAGCCAUGGCCAUGGACAAUAAGACUGUGCGGGAUGCCAUCCAGAUCCGCGGAACCGAUCCACAGUUUCUGAUUGAGAAGAUUCUCAGGACGCGCAUCUACGAGUCCACCUACUGGAAGGAGCAUUGCUUUGGUUUGACUGAAUCCACAAUUAUUGAAAAGGCUUAUGAGCUCACCUACAUUGGUGGCCAGUAUGGCGUUCAAAAGCCCACAGAGUUCAUCUGCCUCGUUCUCAAGUUGCUUCAGAUCCAGCCUCGCGAGGAAAUUGUCAUAAAAUAUAUUACAGGUCUGAACGAAUCCGAAAACAACAAGUACCUACGAGCUUUGGGAGCAUUCUAUUUGCGACUCGUCGGGAAACCAGUGGACGUUUACAACUAUCUGGAGCCCCUGUUGGAUGACAGCCGCAAACUAAGGAGGCGAGGCUACGGAGGAUACUCUAUCGUUCAUAUGGACGAAUUUAUUGACGAACUCUUACGGGAGGAGCGUGUGUGUGAUGUGGUCUUGCCUCGACUGGUUAAGCGCCAUGUGCUUGAGGAUGCUGGCGAGCUGGAUCCCAGGAUCAGUACGCUGGAAAAGUUGGAGAUGGAGCUGGAAGAGGAAAGAAAGCAGCAGGAGGAAGCGGAGCGUGGACGGUCUCGUUCUCGUUCUCGUUCUCGUUCUCGUUCUGUCUCUCGAUCCCGUUCCCAAUCACGAUCACGAUCCCCACGGUCUCGAUCUCAAUCACAUUCACGCUCUCGAUCUCGGUCUCGAUCUGGAUCUCGUCCUCGUAACCGCGCUCGCUUGGCGUCUAGAAGCAAGAGCAGGAGCAGGAGCAGGAGCAGAAGCAAAGGCAGGAAUAGAAGCAAGAGUAGAAGCGAGAGUGGGAGUAGGAGUAGAAGCCGAAGCCGAAGCAGGGAGCCCAAAUCGAGCCGUCGCCGAAGAGACGAUCUUAGCAGGAGUCGGAGCAGAAGUAGGAGUAGAAGCAGGGAUAAGGACAGGAGCCCUGAUAGAAAGAGGCGCGCAUAACUGAGCUGGAAUGUUGGCCGAUGCGAAACUGGAUCUGGAGUGAGGCGUAUGUCUUCUGCUUCGGCAAUUUAACACGCAAAAAUGUACCGCGGCGAUGAACUGAAUACAAACUGGUUCUGGAUAGAGGGCAGUGGCUUGAAAUACACGGCACUUUGACAACAGGAUAGCACGCAACGGGUGCAGAAUCCAAUUGCAUUAUAAUUUAUCAGCCCAGCUAGCACAGAUAAUAAAACUGUUGCAAGACACCUUCAUUGCUCUGGGAUAUGCUCAUACGCGGACAACACAGCAAACGAGGUCGGGCGGCUGCUCAUACGAAGCAACAACCAUUGAUAAGGAG
Gamsiella multidivaricata is the source of this 1434-nucleotide messenger RNA. RefSeq names its product PRP38 family-domain-containing protein. The record is from RefSeq and is a predicted model, not a curated record. Gene Ontology annotation, cellular component: precatalytic spliceosome. Lineage: Eukaryota; Fungi; Mortierellomycota; Mortierellomycetes; Mortierellales; Mortierellaceae. The coding region runs from base 99 to 1097 and encodes 332 amino acids. The transcript has 4 exons.